Lactuca virosa is the source of this 1500-nucleotide messenger RNA. Lineage: Eukaryota; Viridiplantae; Streptophyta; Magnoliopsida; Asterales; Asteraceae. The record is from the annotation of a GenBank genome assembly.
AUGAGAGAUCUAAAUCGAAUCAAAUCUCUAUCAAAUCAUACGCUCAGGUUGGGUGGCGCCAUGGGAGGCGGUUUUAGAGUGUUACAUCUGGUUAGACCAUUUCUUGCAUUUUUGCCAGAAGUCCAAAGCGCAGAUAGGAAAGUUCCCUUCAGAGAGAAGCUAUUGGCUGGGUCAAAGAUUAUUGAAGUGGACAACAAUGUUCGUGAGGAUCGUGCACUAUUGAAUGGUGCUCAGAAGUUGCUGGGAAUCUUGAUUGCGGUUGGUGAGGCUGUGGCUUAUGUUCUAUCAGGAAUGUAUGGCAGUGUUGGUCAGCUUGGUGUUGGGAAUGCUAUUCUGAUCAUUGUUCAGCUAUGUUUUGCUGGGAUCAUUGUGAUAUGUUUAGAUGAACUUCUCCAGAAGGGAUAUGGCCUUGGAUCUGGAAUUUCAUUGUUCAUAGCCACUAAUAUCUGUGAAAGCAUCAUCUGGAAAGCAUUUAGCCCAACAACCAUAAACAGUGGACGUGGUGCUGAAUUUGAGGGUGCAGUUAUUGCAUUAUUCCAUCUUCUGAUUACCCGGUCAGAUAAAGUUCGGGCACUCCGGGAAGCUUUCUACAGGCAAAAUCUUCCAAAUGUGACAAAUCUACUGGCUACUGUUUUAAUCUUCCUGAUUGUCAUCUACUUCCAAGGUUUCCGGGUAGUCUUGCCUGUGAGAUCCAAGAAUGCCCGUGGCCAACAAGGCUCUUAUCCCAUCAAGCUCUUCUACACUUCCAACAUGCCAAUCAUUCUUCAAUCCGCACUUGUUUCCAACCUUUAUUUCAUCUCUCAGUUGCUACACAGAAAAUACAGUGGAAAUUUCUUGGUUGAUCUAUUGGGAAAGUGGAAGGAGUCUGAAUACUCUGGCCAGUCUGUCCCUGUUGGCGGCAUUGCUUACUAUGUCACUGCACCUUCAAGUUUGGCAGAUAUGGCAGCAAACCCAUUCCAUGCUCUUUUCUACUUGGUGUUCAUGCUGACAGCUUGUGCACUAUUCUCAAAAACUUGGAUUGAAGUUUCCGGAUCAUCUGCUAGAGAUGUGGCCAAGCAACUGAAGGAGCAACAAAUGGUGAUGCCUGGGCAUCGGGACUCGAACCUACAGAAGGAGCUGAACAGGUACAUUCCAACAGCAGCUGCAUUCGGAGGAAUGUGCAUCGGGGCGUUGACUGUUUUGGCAGAUUUCAUGGGAGCCAUUGGUUCAGGCACUGGGAUUUUGCUUGCCGUCACAAUCAUCUACCAAUACUUUGAGACUUUUGAGAAGGAGAAAGCAAGUGAACUUGGUCUCUUUGGCUUUUAACUCUUCUUGUCUUUAGAUGCCUCCUCUCCUCUCCUCUCCUCUCCUCUCUCUUUAGACAAUUUUGUUUUUUUGUAGAAGAAGAAUUUAACUUUACAAUUUCAAUCUUAUUUCUUCUCACGCCAAUACCAUUAUACCUUUUAUUUUCUUUCAUGUACCAUUACUUUCUCAGGUUAUAAGUUUCUGUGCAAACCCGAC